AUUAAAUGUAAAAGUGUGCGCAAUUGAGGAAGACAUUUUUCAAUAUGCUGUGAAGUUCUUGCAAAAUAGUGAGAUAUCCUUAUAAGAAUCAUAAAAACUCGGUUUGUGACUGUAAUUUUGCAUAAAAAAUAUAUUAUUAAUGCAUAAAUAUCGAAAAUUAAAUGAUUGGUAGUAAAAUAUUGGAAAAUUUCCCUUGCCUAUUCUACAUCGUGUACUUCGUGAUUCGUGACGGUCACCAUCGUUUCAAGAGCUGUGCUACUUAUAUGAAUUUCGUUGCCGUUUACGUUUUGACCCUUAUAUUUGUUUUUCCCUAUGCACUAAUUAAUUUCGUGUUGAUUUUUCAUUGUUGAUAAUUUUUAGUUUUACGCUUUUUCUCCCCUUAAGUUUUAAUAUAAAGUGACGGAAAGAAAAAGCAACAGAAAAAGACAAGUAGAAGAGGUGUUAAAAAAGACAAAGGAUAAAAAUUCAUUGCUCGUGUAAAAAAGAUUAAAGUAGCCGGAAAUAAGCAAUUUUUAAUCGAUUAAGCACAGUAGAGGAAAAGUGAAAAUCGCCUAUAUGGCAAACACGCGUAGUAAAAUUGAAGAUAAAACGAAUCAACGGGAAAUUGAAAAAAUCUUGUAUGCCGACGCACAGCGAAGAGGAAGAGAAAACUUCAACAUCACCAAUAUCGCCUAAUAGCAUCAAAAGAAAAACGAGAGCCCAGCCACCAGACGCCGAUAAACAAGAAGUACCAACGAAAAAACCGAUGCAUACCUUCAGUGAAACCGGUGCCGGUGUACCGGCUUUUUUAGCCAAGCUUUGGCGUCUAGUGGAUGAUCCGGAUACCAAUCACCUGAUUUGCUGGAGUAAAGAUGGUCGAAGUUUCAUAAUACAAAACCAAGCCCAAUUUGCACGCGAACUGUUGCCGCUGAAUUAUAAGCAUAAUAAUAUGGCAAGUUUUAUAAGACAGCUAAACAUGUAUGGAUUCCACAAGAUAACUUCAAUUGACAAUGGUGGCUUGAAAUUCGAUCGUGAUGAAAUGGAAUUUUCACAUCCUUGCUUCAAACGCAACUGCCCAUUUUUGCUUGAACAUAUUAAACGUAAAAUUGCAAACACAAAAAGUUUAGAUGACAAAUCUGGUUUGAAGCCUGAGGCCGUUACGAAGGUACUUCAAGAUGUUAAGGCAAUGCGUGGACGUCAGGACUCACUAGAUUCCCGUUUUUCGGUAAUGAAACAGGAAAAUGAGGCGUUAUGGCGUGAAAUAGCGUCGCUACGACAAAAACAUGCCAAGCAACAGCAAAUAGUAAAUAAACUCAUACAGUUUUUGAUUACAAUUGUACAACCAUCGCGCAACAUGACCAGCGUGAAACGCCAUAUGCAGUUAAUGAUUCAUGAUACCCCGGAGAAUGCAAAGCUACGCAAGAAAAGCGAAUCUGAAUCCGAAUGCGGUCCAGUUAUUCAUGAACUCGGGGAAGAGCUUCUUGAUGAAGUAACCGAUCCCGAUAUUGAUUUAAUGGAGGCAGCAAGUCCAUAUGGUAAGCUGACACCAGCUACUGAUGUCGAAAGCGGUGGUUCACCUCUAAAUAUGGAGCGUCCCCAUUCGAGCAUUAGUAUGAUAUCGCAACAUUACGAAUACUCGAAUCAGAGCGCAGAAGAUGCUGUUAAUACAGCAAUGAAUGCCGCUGGUGGCAUGAAUUUAGGUGGAAGCGACGCUACCAGUGCCAUGUGCUCGCAGAAAGUAGGAGCAGGCGCGGAUUCGUCAAUUAAACAGUCCGUAAAUCCUGAUGGAUCGCAUAUUUUCUAUCACGUCACUGAGGUUCCUGAUGCUAUAGAUGUGCAUCAGAAUGACAAUUUGCCGUCAGCAUCACCAAAUUAUAGCGAGGAAAACGUACUGACCACGCCCAUGGUGCGGGAACAAAUGGCGCGCUCGAAGCAGCUUAAACAAAGAAACAAGCGACGUCGCAAACAGGCUGAUGCUGAGGGAGAAGCAGCCGGCAUCACAACAACAUCGACCACCCAAAAUACUGGUGCAAAACGCCUAUCACCAACACUGAUUAAGUCCGAAAAGAUCGAUCCAAUGUCAUUUUUAAAUGUGUUCACAGAGGAUCAACUCAUGGGACCCGAAAAUCGCCACAUUUCGUCAACUCUUAAAGAUGAAUCUCAUUCAUCGAACGGAAGCAAUUCUGGUAUAUUGAAUACUGGUAGCAUAGUCACUGCUGCAAUGUCGCCAACGGGCCCUGUUAAUGACGACGCAUUACUCGUCCGUGGAUCCCAAACAACAAACUUCUACAAUCCAAAUGAAUUUAUUACUCCUGAAAUGCCUGCUGAUAUAUUUGAGGAAUCGUCAUUAAUAUCUUCUGAACCGAGUGGCUAUAAUCAGCAGCCGCAUCACCCUCAAAAACAGCAACAGCAGGGCCAAUUAGGACGUUCAACGGUAAAUAGUGGCAAGUUCUCCUCGUUUGUAGCGCGCAAUAACAACAAUGGCAACGGCGCGGCAUCACCGUCAAACGGAGCUUCGACAUCUGCCGCAGCCGCCGCCAUUGCUGCUGCUGCUAAUCAAUUUUCCAACGGCGGCAAGCAGGCCAGCAACAGUGGUACUCUUGUUUCCUCACAACGAAAGAGUACUAAUGGCAACAAUAUGUCUUUAACCAAAUAUAAAAAUGGUGGCCCUGGCAAUGAAGAAAUUAUGAGGUUGAGUACUACGGAUGAAGUUAAUGGCCACUUGGAUAAUGUUCAGGAUGAAUUGGAAUCGCUUAAGGAUUUACUGCGCAGUGAUGGCUAUUCAUUGGAUGCCAACACUCUUUUGGGCACCGGAGAUGUCACAAAUACGAAUCCAAGUAACCGAAUUUCCCUCUCAUCACAACUGGAUGGGGACUUUCUUACCAAGCUUUUCAAUGAUUCCGACAUUUUAGGACCCUAUGGUUUGAACUUUAUCAACGAAGCGAACAAUGAUAAGAAGGGCUCAGAGCUUAUGUCCUACCAACCCAUGUAUGACUUAUCUGAUAUUAUCGAUAUCAAUGAUAAAAACGAGCUAGAAGCUGUUGACCAAACGAAUAGGCCUAGCAGCUCGCGUCAAUUGCAACAGGUUGAGCAGCAGCAAAGGGAGCCACCUAGCGUCCUCAAUACACCGUACAAUGACUAUUUCACCAAUACAGUCGAACCCGUUGGUACACUUAGGAAAAGUGAACCAGCACCCAUUGGCAACCAAAAAACAAAGGACCUUAAUUAAGACACUGUCGAUACUUUGUACAUGAAAUUAACACCGGCGUACAUGAUGUAACAAGACGAGAAAAUUAAUUCCAUUGAAA
Rhagoletis zephyria (snowberry fruit fly) is the source of this 3287-nucleotide messenger RNA. RefSeq names its product Heat shock factor (gene Hsf). Gene Ontology annotation, biological process: regulation of DNA-templated transcription. Gene Ontology annotation, molecular function: sequence-specific DNA binding; DNA-binding transcription factor activity. NCBI's taxonomy places the organism in Eukaryota, Metazoa, Arthropoda, Insecta, Diptera, Tephritidae. The record is from RefSeq and is a predicted model, not a curated record.